AAAAGUGACGCUGACACACAAGCCGGAGCCGAGAAGGGGGAAUGGCAUUUUGUUUAUUUUUUUUCUAUAAUUUAUGUCAUUUUAUUCUUUAGCAUUUUCUUGUUAUUUAGCAGUAUCCCCGUUUCGGAUUCGAUUGCCUUGCUCUUCAGCGCUUGCUAUCUAUCGUUAACUUUCAUACUGCUCUUCUCACGCGGCGCUAUUUUGACAGUCGGGGUCGCAGAGAUCCAACUCAAGCUAGUAGCACCAUUAUAUUAGCAUCGUGACAACCUGAAGAAUUCUCCACACAGACUCAAAACACACGGCCACCACGGCGGGCUCCUGACUGUAGGCAAGAUCAUGCUGCUGCAGUAAGCCGAAGGCAGAGAAGAGAGGCCCCAGACGACCUCUGAGGUGGCGGUUGGCCCGUUGGUGUUCCUUUACCCCCUUCUCUGGCUGGCAAACUGCUGCCUCUUCAGUUCAUCUGAUCACUCCCCACCGCCAAGGCAAAGGCUUGCUAUGGACUGCACUUCGCCGCCUGCUGCAGCCCAGCCCAGUACAUUACCUUAGUGGGUUCCCCUCAUCUUUCUGCUUGUGUUCCUAUCCAGACUCAUUUUAGAGUCCAGCACAUAUCUGGUACCACCUACAGCCACUCCUGGGUCCUACACCCAACCCCCUCCCCACUCCCACCCUCUCCCCCUCCCCUAAGAAGAUGUCAGUGAGCCUGACAACGGACAUCCAGCAGGAGGGAGAGAGUGGGCCACUUAUUGAGCCCUGCAGUCGAGGCAAGACCCCCCCUCAACCACAGGGUACCAAGGAAGGAACAGGAGAGGUCCUGGAGCCAGAUGAUGGCUCCCCACAGGAUGCACAGAAGCGAGCUCCUAACCACAGCCAUGGCAGGAAAAGAGCCAAGUCCAAUGCCAAAUUGAAGUUGGUGCGGAGUCUGGCGGUAUGUGAGGAGUCCUCUGCUCCAUUCUCUAAUGACGGACCUCCAGAAUCGGACAUCAUCCAACUUCACAUCAGCUGUCCAUCAGACAAAGAGGAGGAAAAGUCCUCAAAGGAUGAGUAUGAAAAUGAAGAGAAGGAGAAGAAGGACAAGACUCCCCGGAAGAUGUUGUCACGUGACUCCAGUCAGGAAUACACGGACUCCACGGGCAUUGAUGUGCAUGAAUUUUUGGUCAACACACUGAAAAACAAUCCCAGGGAUCGAAUGAUGCUGCUCAAACUAGAACAAGAUAUCCUGGAGUUCAUUAACGACGACAAUAACCAGUAUAAGAAGUUUCCUCAGAUGACUUCUUAUCACCGAAUGCUGCUGCACCGUGUAGCUGCCUACUUCGGUAUGGACCACAAUGUGGAUCAGACUGGCAAGGCUGUCAUCAUCAACAAGACAGGCAACACACGCAUCCCAGAACAGAGGUUCUCUGAACACAUCAAAGAUGAACGUAACAUGGACUUUCAGAAGAAAUUCAUUCUGAAGAGAGAUGAUGCUAGUAUGGACAAAGAUGAUAAUCAGAUCCGUGUGCCACUGCAGGACGGGCGGCGUAGCAAGUCCAUUGAGGAGAGAGAGGAAGAAUAUCAGCGGGUACGAGACCGGAUCUUUGCCCGAGAAGUGUCCUUUUUUUUACAGUCCUCCCAGAAUGGAUACAUCAAUGAUAACAGACUUUCCACUGAGGGCUACUGCUCUAGCUCUCAAAAGAGGAGGCAGAUCUUUAGGGGGAACCGUGAGAGCUCCAGCCGGGCGUCUAGCAGCCGUCAAAGCAGCACAGAUAGUGACAUGAAGUGCCUGGAGCCACGGCCCUGGAGCAGCACCGACUCAGACAGCUCCAACCGCACCCUCCGGCCCCCCGUCACUAAGGCCAGCAGUUUUUCUGGCAUAUCCAUCCUUACCAGGGGGGAUAGUCUUGGCAGCAACAAAGGAUCACAAGGAAGCUGCAAAGGCUCUCGCUCUGGCUUGCCCCUAGUCAAUCCUGACGUGUGUCCCCAACCUGUAGCGUCCCAGGCCAGCCGUAGCCUGCUUCCCUGCUCAUCUCAACAGCCACAGCCGCCCCAGGCUCAGCCGCAGACUGCCCUGCUUCCCACCCCACAGCAGCACCCCAUGGGCAACCACAUUAUUGCUCAGCCGGUGGCGUCUCUGCAGCCCUCUCAGCCUGUCUCCUACUCCAGCCCUUCCUGCUCCCAGGUUCUCCUGCCAGUUUCUCCUCCCCAGCAGUACACAAUGGGAGAAGAACUUGCACCUCAGUUUACCCAGAUGACGCUGAGUCGGCAGGGCUCCAGUGAGAACCCUGAGCCUCCCCCCAUGUUUCAGGCUCCUCCCACAGUACUGACGCAGCACCCCCCACCACAGACUGGCUACAUCAUGGCUACCACAGGCCAGCCUAUGCCACCUCCAUCUGGCUACCAGCCUGCCACUGGUCACCCUCAUCCACCACCUCCCCCACCACCUCCAUCCCAGCCAGUCAUUCAGGCUCCACCACCUCCACAAGGCUACAUGCAGCCCCCUCCUCCUCAACAGAUACAGGUAUCAUACUACCCUCCUGGUCAGUAUCCCAGCUCAGGGCAGCAGUACCGUGUGUCCCAGCCAAUUUCCCACCAGGUGUCUUACCAAACCCAGCGAACACAACCCAUGCCUCAACCCACUCAGCAGUCAGGUCUCCAGACUAUGAUACCCAGCCAGCAACCAAGCUACCAGGGGAUGAUAGGGGUGCAGCAACCCCCCAACCCUGGUCUGAUUAAUUCCCAGAGGCCAAGCAUGGGAGGGCAGAUGCAGAGCAUAAUGGUCCAAUAUCCACAGAUGCCAUCAUAUCAGGUACCAGUGGCAAAUGAAAAUCAGCAGGUGGUACAGCAGCAGUACCAGCAGCAGGUCAUGGUACCAGUCAGCCAGUCUGUCCAGGGGCCUAUGCCCGUCUACUACAGUGUUAUUACACCCACACAGCAGAAUAGCACAAGUCCGUCAGUAGGUUACCUGCAGCCCCCCAGCUCUGAGCAGUUUCAGAUAACACAGUCGCCGUCCCCCUGCAACCCUCAACCAAUGCAACAGCAAUAUUCAGGAGUACCUCCUCCUGGUCCUGGGGUGAUGGUCAUGCAACUCAGUGUUCCCAAUGGACCUCAGCCUUCCCAGAAUCCUCCUCUGGUCCAGUGGAAUCCAUGCAAGUACUACAGCAUAGAGCAGAGGCCCAGCAAACCAGGGGAGCUCUAUAAACCUGACAACACUCCACAGGGAAGUACACAGCUGACGAGUCCCCUGGCUUCCCCCACUCAGUCUCCCACCCCGUCUCCCUCUGGCAGUGUCAGCAGCGUAUGUCCAGGCCUGGGACCAUUGCCCCUCAUAUCCCAGUUUCCUAGGCCAGGAGGACCAGCUCAAGGUGACGGUCGCUACUCCCUGUUGGGUCAGCCCCUCCAGUACAGCCUGUGUCCUCCCCAACUCAUGCAUGGCCAGUCAUCCUACAGCUCCCAUCAGGGUCAAGCAGUAAUGAAACAUGGGGCACGAGGGAAAAAACAAACACUCAAAUCUGCAUCUACAGAUCUCGGUACCACUGAUGUAGUGGUGAGUCGAGUCCUCGAGGUAACAGACCUGCCAGAGGGGAUUUCACGUCCAGAGGCUGAAAAGCUCUUCAACCAGCUGUCGCUGUGUGGUGCCAAGAUCCAGUGGCUGAAAGAGCCCCAGGGAAGCCGAGGAGGGGUAGGAGUAGGAGGCUGUGGCCCCUGUUCUGCAGCAGGGCCUUCUGGGCCUGGAGCCACUGCAGGCCCCGGGGCCAGUGUGGGAGCUGGAGGAAUGAAGGGUGACGGCAACGACCCAGCACACCUCUACACAGUGGUGGCAGUGUUUCCCAGCACCAUGGCUGCCCAGAGUGCUUCCUUCAAACUUAACAACAGCGGGGCCAGCCUCUUCAAACUGAGGGCCGCCAAAAAGAACUAUGACCUGCGUGUGCUGGAGAGAGCCAGCUCUCAGUGAGAGGAAAUGAGAGGAGGAGCAAAGACAAAGAAAGAGACUCAGUGAAAUGGUGGAAAAGAAAGGAAGACUGAGGAGGACUGCUCUAAGUGUACAAUUUAAAAUAAAAAUAAAAAAACUUGAUGAGUUACAUGAUGUGUCAAAUGUAUAAAAGGGAAGAAGGUGUGAAUCAUGCGGUGGCUGUUUGUUUGCAAAUAUGAUUUUUGUUGUUUUUAUUCUUUUUUUUUUUUUUUUUUGUAUUUAUAAAG
Molecule: messenger RNA, 4173 nt
Organism: Melanotaenia boesemani (Boeseman's rainbowfish)
Lineage: Eukaryota; Metazoa; Chordata; Actinopteri; Atheriniformes; Melanotaeniidae
Product: R3H domain-containing protein 2
Exons: 28
Coding region: 689-3928 (1079 amino acids)
Molecular function (GO): nucleic acid binding
Source: RefSeq, a predicted model, not a curated record